AUGUUAGCAGAGAAAUGGCAGAAAGAAGGUGUUGACCAUGGCCCGAACCUGGAACCAGCCAUGACAAGUGACGAGGGCACCAUGAUAGCAGAAGGUGGACAGCUCCGCCGCGAGUUCAAAGCGCGUCAUGUUUCCAUGCUUGCUGUAGCUGGCGCCAUUGGUACCGGGCUCAUCAUUGGCACGGGAACAGCUUUGGUGCGUGGUGGUCCUGCGAAUCUUCUUAUUGCGUACUGUCUUGUUGGGGCAGUCGUCUUCUUCGUCAUGACGGCCCUAGGAGAGAUGUCUAUCAUGUUCCCCAUGGACAAGGGCUUUGGCGGCUAUGCUACGAGAUUCGUGGAUCCAGCUCUUGGGUAUGCGACCGGGUGGAAUUAUUUCUUUAAAUACGCCAUCAUUCUGCCCAACAACCUUACAGCAGCGGGUAUCAUCAUCCAGUAUUGGAGGCCAGAUCUUAAUGUGGCCAUUUUCGUCACCGUGUUCACAGUGGUGAUCAUCCUGGUCAACCUCCUACACGUAUCCUUCUUCGGAGAAGCCGAGUUCUGGUUAUCCUGCAUCAAGCUCCUGGUUAUGACGACUCUCAUCCUUACAUGCUUCGUCAUCUCAGUCGGCGGUCAACCAUCCGGAAAGAAAAUCGGCUUCUCAUACUGGAACGAUCCUGGAGCUUUCGGCGAGUAUUUGUUGAAAGGACCCAAGGGACAUCUCCUUGGCUUCUGGGCGGCCGUCGUCCAGUCCACCUUUGCUUACACCGGAACAGAAGUCGUUGGUGUCGCAUUUGGCGAAGCACCGAAUCCCAGGAAGACAAUUAGAAAGGCUAUCCGUCAGACUCUCUGGCGCAUUGUUUUCUUCUACAUCAUCGGGGCUAUUGUCUUGGGUAUGGCCGUGCCAUAUACGAGUUCGCAGCUCAUUGGUGGCACAAAGCAGAAGACGGGUGCUGGAGCUAGCCCUUUCGUCAUCGCCGUCCAACUAGCUGGGAUUCCUCACUUCCCUGAUGUUAUAAAUGGGUGUCUUUUGGUCUUUGUUCUCAGCGCUGCGAACUCUGACAUUUACAUCGGCUCUCGCGUUCUUUUUGGCCUGUCUCAUGAUCAUCAGGCUCCAGCUAUCUUCGGCAAGACCACUGGCAACGGUGUUCCUCUGGCUGGUGUCAUAUUUACCAGUUUAUUUGCUGCACUGGCAUAUUUAAACGCGGCCAGGAGCUCCUCUGUGGUAUUUGGAUACCUGGUCAGUCUCGUGACUGUCUUUGGAGCUCUCAACUGGGUCAAUAUCCUUGUCACUUACAUCGGCUUCACGCGUGGCUUAAAGACACAGGGCAUAGACCGAGCUUCAAUGCCUUACCGGGGAAUGUUCCAGCCCUAUGGUGCUUACUUUGCCCUUUCACUUACAAUUCUAAUUAUCAUUUUCAAUGGAUAUGGCGCAUUCAUUCCAACUUUUGACGUUGCCAAAUUUUUAACUUCUUAUAUUGGUGUCGUGGUGUAUUUGGGAAAUAUCGUGUUCUGGAAGGCUUGGAGACGCACGGUGCGUGUGCCGCUACGUGAGAUGGAUUUAGUGACUGGCCGUCUAACAGUCUACUAA
Messenger RNA from Fusarium musae, 1566 nucleotides. RefSeq lists its product as uncharacterized. The transcript is spliced from 4 exons. Gene Ontology annotation, biological process: amino acid transmembrane transport. The coding region runs from base 1 to 1566 and encodes 521 amino acids. Lineage: Eukaryota; Fungi; Ascomycota; Sordariomycetes; Hypocreales; Nectriaceae. Gene Ontology annotation, cellular component: membrane. Gene Ontology annotation, molecular function: amino acid transmembrane transporter activity. The record is from RefSeq and is a predicted model, not a curated record.